Messenger RNA from Solanum pennellii, 907 nucleotides. RefSeq names its product vacuolar protein sorting-associated protein 55 homolog. Bases 223 to 639 code for a protein of 138 amino acids. Gene Ontology annotation, cellular component: endosome. Lineage: Eukaryota; Viridiplantae; Streptophyta; Magnoliopsida; Solanales; Solanaceae. Gene Ontology annotation, biological process: late endosome to vacuole transport via multivesicular body sorting pathway. The transcript is spliced from 5 exons. The record is from RefSeq and is a predicted model, not a curated record.
UUAGUCGAGGCUUAUAAGAUUUAAAUUUAGCUGAGGCUUCCGAUACGAGUAGGAUAUCAAAUAACCCUCGAUUUUCUCAGCUUCUCCUACAUCUUUGUCGCGAUUCUCCGGCGAAAACUCUAGUUGAAUCUUGAUCAUCCAAGCAGCCGCUCGGCGAUCGGAAUCCUAAACUAUUCCGGAAGUUCAACGGUGAUCGCCAUUCUGGUGUAUGAUUUGGGCAAGAUGGCGGACAUGCCAGGUUAUUUCAGAACAUGCUUUCAGACAGGGAGGCUUGCUUGUUUGGCAAUGUUAGUGUCUGGAGGGAUUGUAUUGCAAAUACUGGCAUGUGCUUUGUAUAAUAACUGGUGGCCAAUGUUGACAGUUAUAAUGUAUGUCACUCUGCCUAUGCCUUUGAUGUUCUUUGCCGGUUCAGAUACUUCCAGUCUCUACACCGAAUCUGGAAGCUGUUGGCUAAAUGCAACUAAGUUCUUGACUGGAGCAUCCACCGUUGGCAGCAUUGCAAUUCCGAUCAUCUUAAAACAUGCUGGUGUAAUUGGUUGGGGAGCCAUGGCAUUGGAGCUUUCAUCCUUUUUCGUUUUUGUACUGUCCAUCUUGUGUUAUCUUGGGAUGAACGAAGACGAUGGCUACAGUAUGUUCUGAGAUUGGCAUUCUGCUUCCUGCUUUGUUUGUGUUCAACAGAAUAUCAAGCCUCAACUUUGCAUACUCGGCGACCAUGCCUCUUGUUGUUAUGUUUUGUAGAUAGAAACAUUGUUAUCUGUAAAUUCUUGGCUGUUAUAAGUCAAACAUAUCCCAUGCGUGCUGUGCUGCAUUUGAUUAUUUAUAUUUCUUGCAGGAUGAAUUCAUUUUUAUUGAUUGAAAUUUCAUUUGUGUAAUUGGAGAAUGAAAGAAAUGUCCCAAUUUGUGAGAA